UCCCACUCUAUCUAUCUAUCAUCGCUCUCAGCAUAAUAUUGACUGUCCUUCUACUUUCUCUCUCUAAAACUCGCACACAAUUGCCAUCGUGCUGCUCCCGUAUACGAGAUAUAGAGAUACGUAGAUACAUAUACUAGAUUAUAGUGGUAACAUUUAUCCGGCAAUUGAAGCUGUCAGCGGCCGGCAUUUGGCUUCGUGAGAUUGUCAAUACACAAAAGGAAAGAAGAUCUCGUUGGUGAUUUGAAGAGCGAAGUUCAGUAACAAUGGAAUCACAACAACAUAGAAGAGGAGGAGCCGGCGGAGGCAAUGGCUUCGCAUCGGUUUCACCAUCCCAAACGCCGAAGUCGAGUGAUAAGGCGGCGAGAGAUCUACGAUCGGGGGAGGGGAGUAUGAGUGGGAAGCAUGAUAAGGAUAAAGGCGUCAAUGUACAGGUCAUUGUCCGGUGCAGGCCGCUGAGUGAUGAAGAGACGAGAUUGCACACGCCGGUCGUGAUAUCUUGCAAUGAGAACAGAAGAGAAGUGUGUGCUGUCCAGAACAUAGCUAAUAAGCAAAUUGAUAGAACGUUUGCUUUUGAUAAGGUCUUUGGCCCGACAUCCCAGCAAAAGGACUUGUAUGAUCAGGCUGUCUGGCCUAUUGUCUUCGAAGUUUUAGAGGGCUAUAACUGCACGAUUUUUGCCUAUGGGCAGACUGGAACAGGGAAAACUUAUACGAUGGAGGGAGGAGGAAGGAAAAAGAAUGGGGAAUUUCCUAGUGAUGCAGGUGUAAUUCCAAGAGCUGUCAAGCAAAUAUUUGACAUUUUAGAAACUCAGCAUGCUGAGUACAAUAUGAAGGUGACUUUUUUAGAGCUCUACAAUGAAGAGAUAACAGAUCUCUUGGCUCCUGAGGAAGCCCCAAAAUUCUUGGAUGAUAAAUCAAAGAAACCAAUAGCACUUAUGGAGGACGGUAAAGGUGGAGUUUUCGUGAGAGGCUUGGAGGAGGAAAUUGUUUGUACUGCAAAUGAGAUUUAUAAGAUAUUAGAGAAAGGUUCUGCUAAAAGGCGUACAGCUGAAACCCUUCUCAACAAACAGAGCAGCCGUUCUCACUCGAUAUUUUCUAUAACUAUUCACAUAAAGGAAUGCACACCUGAAGGGGAGGAAAUGAUUAAAUGCGGGAAACUGAAUCUUGUUGACUUGGCUGGUUCUGAGAAUAUCUCCCGUUCUGGUGCUAGAGAGGGAAGAGCAAGGGAAGCGGGUGAAAUCAACAAAAGUUUGCUUACUCUUGGUCGGGUGAUAAAUGCUUUGGUGGAACACUCUGGUCAUAUACCAUACAGGGAUAGCAAACUAACAAGAUUACUGAGAGAUUCUUUGGGAGGAAAAACAAAGACAUGUGUGAUUGCCACUGUAUCACCCUCCAUUCACUGCCUGGAAGAGACGCUCAACACUUUAGAUUACGCUCAUAGAGCCAAAAACAUAAAGAACAAACCAGAGAUUAAUCAGAAGAUGAUGAAAUCUGCAAUGAUUAAAGAUCUAUACUCUGAAAUUGACAGACUGAAGCAAGAGGUGUAUGCUGCUAGAGAAAAGAACGGGAUUUAUAUACCAAAAGAUCGUUAUCUGCAGGAUGAAGCCGAGAAAAAGGCAAUGGCUGAGAAGAUAGAACGCAUGGAGCUUGAUGUGGAAUCCAGGGACAAGCAAUUUGUGGAGCUUCAGGAACUUUACAAAUCUCAACAGCUAUUGACAGCAGAGUUAAGCGACAAACUUGACAAAACUGAGAAAAUGCUGCAGGAAACUGAGCAUGCUUUGGCUGAUCUGGAGGAACAGUUUAGACAAGCUAAUGCCACAAUAAAAGAAAAGGAGUAUCUGAUAGCCAAUCUUCUGAAGUCUGAGAAAGCACUUAUGGAGCGGGCGUUUGAUCUUCGAACAGAACUGGAGAAUGCUGCAUCAGAUGUCUCCAAUUUGUUUGCUAAGAUUGAGCACAAGGACAAAAUAGAAGAUGGAAACAGAAUUCUUGUCCAGAAGUUCCAAUCACAGCUAACGCAACAGCUUGACAUCUUGCAUAAAACUGUGGCAGCUUCAGCCACACAACAAGAGCAACAAUUAAAGGAUAUGGAAGAAGAUAUGCAGUCCUUUGUAUCCACAAAGACAGAGGCUACUGAAGAGCUUCGAAGCCGCCUCGAGAAGUUGAAAACCAUGUAUGGUUCUGGUAUAGAAUCUCUUGACAGUUUAGCUGGGGAACUUGAUGGGAAUUCACAGUCAACUUUUGGACAUCUAAAUUCUCAGGUCUCUGAGCAUUCAUCCUCUCUGACAAAGCUUUUCAAUAGCAUUGCUUCAGAGGCUGAUAAACUGCUGAAUGAUCUUCAAAAUAGUCUUCACGGUCAGGAGAGCAAACUAAUUGCAUUUGCACAGCAGCAACGUGAGGCUCAUCAAAGAGCUGUCACGACAACAAGGUCAAUUGCUCAAAUAACUGUCAACUUUUUCAAAACUUUGGAUGCGCAUGUUUCACAAUUAGGCCAAAUUGUAGAAGAAUCACAGACAGUCAAUGAUAAACAAUUAUCUGAUCUAGAAAGGAAGUUUGAGGAGUGUGCUGCCAAUGAAGAAAGGCAGCUCUUAGAAAAAGUGGCAGAGCUGCUUGCUAGUUCAAAUGUCAGGAAGAAACAACUGGUGCAAACAUCAGUUAAUGGCCUCCGCCAGAGUGCAGCCACUAGAACUAAUCGAUUACAACAGGAGAUGUCGACAAUGCAAGUUGCAACUGCAUCUGUUGAAGCAGAAUGGACAAAUUACAUGGAGCAGGCUGAAUCCCAGUAUAUUGAGGAUAAUGGUGCUGUGGAAAGUGGGAAAAAGGAAAUGGAAGUGGUUCUUCAGAACUGCUUGCAAAAGGCAAAAUUGGGUGCACAACAGUGGAGUGAUGCCCAAGAAUCCUUGUUCAAUUUAGAGAAGAGGAACGUGGAUUCUGCCGAUAGCAUAGUGAGGCGAGGAAUGGAUGCCAAUCAAUCCUUACGUGCACGCUUUUCUUCAGCCGUGUCAUCCGCCCUUGAAGAUGCUGAUGUCGCAAGCAGGAAUCUCCUUUCUUCUAUUGACCAUUCACUGCAACUUGACAACGACGCAUGUGGUAAUCUUGAUUCACUGAUUGUUCCUUGCUGCGGUGAGCUGAGGGAACUGAAGUGUGGACAUCACCACAAAAUUGCGGAAAUCACAGAAAAUGCAGGAAAAUGUCUUCUAGAAGAAUACUUGGUCGAUCAACCAUCCAGCGCUGCUACGCCAAGAAGGAGGGCGUACAAUCUUCCAAGUAUUGCUUCCAUUGAGGAACUCAAAACCCCUGCUUUUGAAGAAUUAUUGAAUUCCUUUUGGGAUGCAAAAACAUCAAAGCAAGCAAAUGGAGAUGUAAAGCAGCAUAUAGUUGAAGUUGCUUCUCCCUUGAAAGAUUCUAGAGUUCCCCUCACUGCUAUUAAUUAAUAGAAGAGGGACUUAGAUUCUUAUAUAGGUAGCGUAGUAGACAAUAUAGCAGCAGUAAGAAACUGUACAGGACAUAGCUUCAGUAUGUAGAGUUAGUUACCAACUUAUUUGUUGAUUGUUUUAUCAAUUCGUUUCUAUGGCGGCGGUUUAUAGUCCGCUAGCAGCAGAUUACCUCAUAUCUUUGUUGGUAUUCUUCAAUUUAUAUUUUACUUUAGGGUCAGGGAUUGGCGAUGGAGUUUCAGUCCUUGAAAUUCCUUGAGGGAGGAUAAUAGAGAUGAGUGAUUUUGCAUGUUUUGGAUAAUUGAAUGAGGCUCUUCUAGCCCCUCCUCUCUGUAAGAUGCAUUAUACUAUCACAGUGAGCUCUCUUGAUGAUUGAUCAUAAA
Molecule: messenger RNA, 3811 nt
Organism: Coffea eugenioides
Lineage: Eukaryota; Viridiplantae; Streptophyta; Magnoliopsida; Gentianales; Rubiaceae
Product: kinesin-like protein KIN-5D
Exons: 23
Coding region: 264-3428 (1054 amino acids)
Biological process (GO): microtubule-based movement
Molecular function (GO): plus-end-directed microtubule motor activity; ATP binding; microtubule binding
Source: RefSeq, a predicted model, not a curated record